Messenger RNA from Meloidogyne enterolobii, 397 nucleotides. The record is from the annotation of a GenBank genome assembly. NCBI's taxonomy places the organism in Eukaryota, Metazoa, Nematoda, Chromadorea, Rhabditida, Meloidogynidae.
AUGAAAAUUCCCAAUAUUAUUAUUGUUUUUAUUUUAAUAUAUAACACAAUAUUAUGGAUUUAUAUUACUCCAAUGGAAGGUCCAUCGACGAGUAAAAAACGAAAAAUUAAUGAAAUUUCAUCUUCUAAAAAACAGUCGGAGAAUGCUUUCAACAUUAAACUUACAAAGAUAAAAGACAAAAAUAAUUGUAAUUAUCAGAUAACUAAAGUUAUUAAACCAACAAUUAAAAUUCAAAAUGAAUUAAUUAAUUAUUAUAAAGCAAAAAAUAAAAAAUUCGAAAAAGCAUGGCUUCAAUCAAAACAGGGAAAGGAAACGUUAAUAACUGAUCGGAUUGACAAUGACUUGAAAGUAUGGAUUUUGUUGUGUAGUGGUAUCGCUAUAGUAUAAAAGCCAGUGA